This is a messenger RNA of Papilio xuthus (Asian swallowtail), 1137 nucleotides long. NCBI's taxonomy places the organism in Eukaryota, Metazoa, Arthropoda, Insecta, Lepidoptera, Papilionidae. The record is from RefSeq and is a predicted model, not a curated record.
UUAAUUUUGAUAAAACCGUUGAAACUACAUUUUUCGCCAUAUUUAAGAAUAUAUAUUUUUUUCCAACUAUCUCUUUUAGGGCAACAUUGCCUUGUGAUUCGAUUUGUGAUAUGUCAAUGUCAGGUCUUGCUCUCAUUGAGAACUUGUCAAAGUCAAACUGACACAUUUGUUAAGGUUAUAAGUGUAAACAAAAAUUAUUAUAUCCAUUUUCAUAUGAUAUAUUUGUAACAAUGGCACCAGGAAAAAGAGGUGGUAUUCGGGGGAAGCGGUCAAAUCAUCAUGUCGAACGAAAUUAUGCUGAAAGACUAAAGGAUCUCAGCGUACACUCAUCGGAAGAGAGCGGUUUAGAAAGUACAAAUGAUACAGAUUCGUCCAACAAUUCCGAUAGCGAAGAAGGUAUUCAAGCUAAUUUCUGUAUUAGCAUGUGGGAUUUAAAUCACUGUGAUCCUAAAAAGUGCUCUGGAAGAAAAUUGUUAAGGCAUAACCUAAUAAAAAACUUAAAACUUGGGCAGAGAUUUCCGGGCCUUGUAUUAUCACCAGUUGGCAGUCAGUGUGUAAGCCCAAAUGACAAAGAUAUCAUUGAAAAAUAUGGUCUUGCUGUGAUUGAUUGUUCUUGGGCAAAAAUUGAUGAAACACCAUUUGGUCGAAUGAAAUCUCCACAUCCAAGACUUCUGCCAUUUUUAGUAGCAGCAAAUCCUAUAAAUUAUGGCAAGCCUUAUCAACUCAGCUGUGUAGAGGCUUUGGCUGCAGCUAUGUUUAUUACUGGCCAUAAACAAGAAGCAAAAUUUUAUUUGUCUAAAUUUUCAUGGGGACAUUCAUUUUUAGAAUUAAAUUCGGAUGUUUUAAAUCUUUAUAGUGCUUGUACUGACAGCAAAAGUGUUUUAGAAGCUCAGAAUGAAUUUUUAGAGAGUGCGGGUAAAGAAAAUGAUGAUUCCAAACCUAUGUGGCCACCCAGUGACUCGAGCAGUGAUAGUGAAUCUGAACAUGAUGAAGAUGAUAUUUGUAAAAAUAACAAGGUUGAAAAGGUAUAAUAUUCAAACCAUUAAGUUUUUUUUACUUGAAUGUAAAUAAAUAUAAAUAAUAAAAAACAUAAACCCAAAACAUUUCUUAAAAGGUGCCAAUGUACAAUAACCUUAU